Messenger RNA from Cheilinus undulatus (humphead wrasse), 2462 nucleotides. Its product is annotated as protein FAM53C-like. Gene Ontology annotation, cellular component: nucleus. The transcript has 5 exons. Gene Ontology annotation, biological process: protein import into nucleus. The coding region runs from base 258 to 1481 and encodes 407 amino acids. The record is from RefSeq and is a predicted model, not a curated record. Lineage: Eukaryota; Metazoa; Chordata; Actinopteri; Labriformes; Labridae.
UAUCGCCCAAAGGCUAUAAAUAAUCCCGCUGUACUGCCCUCUGUCCGACGCUCUGUGUGCUGCUUCGGUUGCUAAGGAACCACUGAAUGCAGGUGGCCUAAGGAUGAUGGUGGCAUAAGGAGAAAGCUGGUCAGUCUGGCUGGUUGAGGUGUGGAGGGGACACCACAGACCAUGCCAGGAUUCUGACUAAUAAGAUUUCCACUGCCCUCAGUAAAUCUCCUCAUCUCAAUGUCUUUCCUUGGAUUGUAACUACAAUUAUGGUGACGCUUAUAACGGAACAGCUCCGUAAGCAGAGUUUGGAAGAGCCUUAUUACAAGGCUUUCUCAUUCAAUGUGUCAUUACCUGCAGUGGGCUCCAGUCCCACUGUGUCAUGGAGUGCUAGUAAAUCAACACAAGAAACCAGCUCAACUUCACAUCCAUCAUCCAAAGCCAACCUUGAAGAUGAUACCUGUGGACCAGUCUCCUUAUGGCACACUUCUCACUCAGGAGAUUGUCUCCAGAGAUCAGAGGUGUCCUUCAUGGACACGGCUCUCCAAAGCUCCCCUCCACCACCACCUUCAAAACGCCACUGCCGGUCCCUCUCUGUCCCAGAGGACUUGUCUCGAUGCCGCUCCAGCUGGCAUCCUUGUGCAUCCAAGGUUUGGACCCCGGUAAAACGUGGCUGCCAAAGUGGAGGAGCAUCUAGUUCAGGCUCUGGAGCCAGCUCUGUGCCACUUUGUGGCCCAAGUUCCUCCAUCACCUCUUCUUCCCUACACUCAUCUUCAAGCCCCACCUUUUUUAGCUUAGCACUGUCCUCUGACUCUCCACUACCAUGGAGCUUCCCUUGGGACUCCUGUGACAAGCUAAGAGGAACAUAUUCUGCCUCCUUUGCUACUCCUUCCUCUUGCUCUUCCUCACCAGCCCCCAUGGUUUCUCACUCAGUGCUGCAGCGUCGCUUUUCUCUCUCUCCUGUGCAUAUUCAAGAUGGCUCUGUAGUUCUUGUGCCCUCUCAGCCCUCCUUAGCUUCUGCUUUGACUUAUGGCUGUUGUGGCAUGGAGCAACCUGCCCUUUCCCAUUCUCCCACCUCUGCCUGCAGCACACCUCCAUCUUCUAGGCGUCACUUGCAUCCUGCACUGCCACGAUGUCACUCGCAGCCUUGUGACAUGCGUAAACCUCGCUUGAAAAGACGCCACGACCCAGAUGUUCAGCCCUGCCCCAGACCAGGACUUGACUUCAGCAAGAUGACACAGAUUGGUAAUCAUGAAAACCAAGUGUGUGCUACAGGUGGCUAUGUAGCACAAGUGUCUUCCCAGGCAGAACAGCACUCAGCCUUCUCCCCUGCUGAGUUCCUGGGACGAGCCAGCAUUGGGCCACUAAGUGAAAGUGAAGAAGAAGAAGAGGCUGGAGAUAAAAGAAAAAGGGCUGUGGUAGAGGGAGGACAAAAGAUUGUUUUUGAAAGAGAUUGCACAGAACUGGACUUAAAACUUAUAGAAGAGAACUGACAACUUCAUGGUGCUCUCAGCGUGAUUACUGCAUUCAUAACCAUGUUAAGCACCCUGCUUUGUGUGCUCCUAUGGCUAAGAGCUGAAACCUGCCGCAAUAAUGAGGCAAAAAAACAGAGUCCAUAAUCAAGAACCAAGCAAUUAGUAGCUAUUAUCAAAGUACAAUGUAUUAGGGAAAUGUGCAUGAAUAAGUGAGCUAAUUUUAAUGCACAAAGAAUUUGACUAAUACUUCUUCAGUUGUUUGAAACAUUGAUGAUUGGUUUGUAUGAAAAAUGAUACAGUGUUCUCAUCAAAUAACACUACUUUUAUACAGAAGUUAGCAGAAUGUGCUUUAAUAAUUCCUCAUUACUUGUUUGAAAACUUAUUAGAGAAGGAGUUUCAUUGAAUUGAGGUAAGUGGUCCCCUGUGUCCCAUCAGAUCUUGUCAACUUUAAUAUUUGUGUUUCGAGAUUUCAAAAUGACUAAAUAUUAAGAGGUGGACAAGAAAUGUCUUAAUCACAUAUGAAUAUGUAUAAGUAAAGCAGUUUUAACAACUCCAAGAUAAACCCCACACAGGCUCAUAAAUUACAGCUUCUCUUCUGUGUUUAAUUUCAGCCAUUAGAGGCAACUCUUCUUGUUAAAGCAAAAGAAUGGCUUUAUUCAUAUCACAUUAGUUUUAAUAAUACUGAUGAAACCGUAAGCUAAUCAUGCCUUAAGCAUAUAACACAGUUCUCGGCGCUAUGGUCUAUUCUCAGCAACACAUUUUGGCAAUCUGCACUGAUUCAGAUACCUUUCAACAGGUGGCACAUGCACUAUAAUAACAAAAUAACUGAACUGAUGCUGCAGCUGGACUCCAUAGGGCACAAUGUAAACUACUGAGCAGUGGUUAGAGAGAGUACACACAAUGCAAAUCAUGGUUGUAUUUUGAAAGCAGGAGCAAUGCAGAUGAUUUGGUGGCCUUCAAGAAACAAUUUUUCAUGUCUUUUAGAGAGAAAUAUUCCUG